AUGGCUCUCUGGCUUCAUGAGCGCAAAAAGUAUCUUCUUGAGUUGAUCAGACUCGAAGGACGUGGGGACUACACAUCCAGGGAAACUUGCCAAGGGCACAGCGAAUGCGCAUCUGAGCCUGGAUAUCAUUGCUGGGAUUGUUUUGGGACAGAGCUCUACUGUCAAGGGUGUAUCGUGAACAGGCACUGCGAAAACCCUUUGCACAAGAUCGAAUUCUGGAAUGGUUCUUUCUUCGAGGAUACCACACUCAAGUAUCUCAGACUCCGUGUCCAGCUUGGCCACCCAGUUGGCGAACAAUGUUUCAACCAUUCCCGUGCCUACAAUGAUGAUUUUAUCAUUCUCGACAUUAAUGGUAUCCAUGAACUCGCCUUAGAUUUUUCUCGCUGGUAUCCUGCGACCAGCAUAGAUCCAAAAUCAGCGGCAAUGUUCCAUCUUCUCGAGCAUUUCCACAUGCUUAUGUUCGAGUCCAAAGCCUCUGCCUUCGAAUAUUGGCAAACACUGGCAUGUCUUACCGAUAAUACAGGCAUCAAGCCAUGCAAGGAUCGUUAUGACAGUCUCUUGUGCAUGAUCAAACAAUGGCGUCAUGACCCCGCUGGCAUCAAUGCGACUGAACAGGGGUCAUGUGCCGUGGUUUGUCCUGCCUGCCCCCACCCAGGCAAGAACUUACCAGAAGACUGGAAAGUAGCGCUUCCGGACAAAUGGUGGCUGUAUGCACAAUUUCUGGCCAUUGAUGUGAAUUUCUGCUUGGCACGUAAGAAUGUUUCCUUGGACAGGAUUGACCCUGGUUUGAGUAGAGGAUGGGCUUAUUUCGUUGAGGAGACUGGGUUCAAAGGAUUCCUGACCGAUGUUGGGACAGUACCACAAGAGAAAAGCACAUGUGCUAGUCACAAUGCCGUGAAUCUUGCUGAAACGAAGAACUUGCGAGGAUUGGCUGCAACUGGAGCUGGGACUGUGGAUUGUUCUCGUCACAACUUCAAGCGGCCAUGUGGGGUGGGUGACCUUCAGAAGGGUGAAAAGUAUAUCAACAUGGAUUACUUGUUUUUGUCGACCAUGCAACAUUCUGAAGAUAUCAUCGUAUUGAACGUGUCAUACAAUAUUGCUUGUCGAUGGAGCAAACACCUAUGGGGCCGGAUGUCAAAAUACCCCUCACGCAUGCACUUCACGUGUGAUGGUAAAAUCAUGACCUUUCUUGUCCCGAAAUUCCACUUGCCUGCUCACAUCACUACUACAUGGGAGAUGGGUCCUGGAGCUCGUCAAGAUACACUGGAUGACCAUUUCGGCGACUACAAUUGGAAGAAAGUUACAAACUUUGGUGUUAGUUUGCUGAGCAAAAUCAAGGUUGCAAUUCCCGAACAUGACCGACACCAACAAGAUUUCGACGACUUUCAUGUAGCAGGGUGGAAAGAAGCUAUCAAAAACUGGGAGGCCGACACAUCCAACAAAAAUCCCUUCGAGACAACAACCAUCACCUUGACGCAGGCUGCUGUGCGCCUGAGACUCUCACAACAGGAAGCCGAAGACCUUGAAAGAGGUUUUAACAAAUCACUACACACGGAGGUGUUACACAGCAUACUCAUUUCGUCAGGAAUGGACCUCAAGGAACAACAAUUUCGGCUGCAGCAAGAUCACAAUGCCCUGAGUAGCCAUCCAACAGACUUGCAGCGGAUGAAGCUGCAAGAGCGUUUGAAUGCACUGCUGUGCAAGAUAGAUCAGUGGUGCAAUGUCCAAUUACUCUACAUGCCCGCUGUCAGUCGCUUGCGUGCAUCUGAAAUGGUAGGUGCACAAUCAGCUCACGAGGAGAAGGCCUACGAAGUCAAGCUUUGGCUACCAUCAAAGCUGAAGGAGGCAGCCGAGAUGUCGUGUGAUGAGCAGCUUUGUGAAUAUGAGUGGGAAUUGCGACGUGCACAGGCACACGAAGCUCUCAAUGACAUUUGCCAGCAACUCCGUCUUCACGCACAUCUCUACAAGUUCAAGGACACUUACAUUCGGGGGCAACGGGCCAAUACCAGGGCAUCUGCCAUGCUCGGAAAAGUGGAGCAGACCAUUGGGACAGCUGCUGCUCGGUAUCGUAGGGCCUGGGUGGCAGUCAAGACGCUGUCAACGGUGCUGGACAGACCGGAUUGGGAGGUAGAAUUGCCUCAGCUGCUGGCGGCUGAUGUUUGCGGGAUGUCAGAGGGAGAUAUUGGCCAAUCCGAGGGAAACCACACACUUUUGUGGAUAUGGAAGGCUCGUGGGGUGGCUGCAAUUGGAGAAGAUGGCGAGGCUGUUUUAUCAGAAGCUUUGCGUAUCAAAUGGUGCAAAUCAAGGGCGCGCGCCAAUUGUUGGGAUGAAGAAGUCGAACUCCUUCAAGAGGAGAUGCGGCAUGUAGUCAGCUUUCUUUCGUGGCACGCAGGGUGGUGGGAGGAGCAAGCAAGCUGGAGGAUGGCACUAGCCACACCCGAACAGGAGGGUGUCCGUGGAUAUGCAAGGCACCAGGCUGCUCUUCGGAGGGCCAUGUGA
Messenger RNA from Suillus bovinus, 2499 nucleotides. RefSeq lists its product as uncharacterized. The record is from RefSeq and is a predicted model, not a curated record. The transcript has 14 exons. Bases 1 to 2499 code for a protein of 832 amino acids. NCBI's taxonomy places the organism in Eukaryota, Fungi, Basidiomycota, Agaricomycetes, Boletales, Suillaceae.